AGAAUUUUAAAGCAGUUGUUAAUGAUUAUUGGAUUGUUAAUUUACGGGUUUAUGCCGCUGCAAAAGCUGAAAAAUCGUUCAAAUGACUUAUCGUUGUCUUGACGUUCUUGCAAAUGAAUGCAUGAAAACUGCUUAAAGAACAUUAAAAAUUUUGUCAAAAAAUGUUUAGUGCUAUGUAUAAUUAAUGACCAUGAAAGAAUAAUCUUCAAGAGAAAUUAUGAAUGAGGCUUUCUACUUUUCAUUUCUUCAUUUCAACAAACUAUAAAUUAAUAAUUCCUAGCAUGAAUGAUGCCUAAUGUCUCUAGAUUUAUUGGUAUUUUAUUGGUGAAUGGUGGCAGAUGCGGCCACUCAUCGGAGCGUCACCUAUAAUCCACCAAGGCCACCUAUAAUCAUCGGUGCACCACCCUUAAGUUUUAUUUUGAUAAAAGUAGGCAAAGUUGUUUGUUGAUUAGUCUGAGGUUGCGGAGGCCAAACCCUUUCGUCUCGGAUACAUUUACCGCCGUCAAUGCUAUUCGUACCUAGUGGUUUGGAAGCCAGAACUCCCGUCAGUCACGGAAGGGUUAAACCCGGAGUCAAGAUGCUGAUGGAAACCAAGGCCCACAUGGACUACUGGUCCGUCGAACACUUCUGUGGGCGGUGGACGUUGAGGACAGGAGCUCUGUUCAUCGCUUCCAUCACUGCGGUGUGGUCAUUGACAUCAGUGCAGUGGUUCGUGGCGAUGCAGUUCUGCGACAGGAAGGAAGGACAGGAGGCGUGCUGGAUCAUUCCUAAACCUGAGGUGCAGACAAUCAACAGGAUGUCUCCUGAAAAUGCACAAAAAAUUCAACACUACCUGAUCAUCUGCUUGAUCGUCUAUCACGCGCUGUACUUCAUCUUCUCCCUCAUGGUCUUCACGGGCGUCUACAAGAAAGUUCCGACGUUGCUCUCCCCCUGGGUGGGCAUGACGAACAUACACAUGAUGCUUGUGUUCGUGGACCUGCUGCUGACGCUGGCCUUCACCACCCUCCUGCACCUGCUGAUCACGCUGGCACACUUCGUGGCCGCCCUUUGCGCCUGGGUCGUGGUCAAGUCCCACCGUCAGCAGCUGCGUGUGCUAAGGUCCCGACCACCCAUACCUGAUAAUGCGCUACUCGACUACACCGUUGAUGGUGUAGAUAAAAUUGCGCUCGAUCCUGUGCCGUGAACAUAGCGAUGAAUAAAACAAAUUUUGAUUAUGUGCCUUUAACGUCGUGAACAAAACAGUUUUGAUCCAGGGCCGUGAACAUAGUGAUCAAUAAAACAAAUUUUGAUUAUGUGCCUUUAACGUCGUGAACAAAACAGUUUUGAUCCAGGGCCGUGAACGUAGUGAUGAAAAAAACAAAUUUUGAUUAUGUGCCUUUAACGUCGUAAACAAGACCGUUUAGAUCCAGGGCCGUGAACGUAGUGAUGAAUAAAACAAAUUUUGAUUAUGUGCCUUUAACGUCGUGAACAAUAGAGCUUUGAUCCAGUGCCGUGAAUAUCGUGAACGAAAUGGCUCUUGAUCCCAUGCCACGAACGAGAACGCCUUCAAUUCUCUGCGAUGAACCUCAUGGUCAAAACAGUUCUUUUUCUUGAUCCUAUGCGGUGAACGUCAGAUGCCUUGAAAGUUGUAAACAAAACAUCCCUUGUACGCUGACACCAAAAUAGCUCCUACUCCUGCGCCGUGAAGAAAAUACCAUUUUCACCUGUGCUGUGGUAAUCGUGAAAAAAUAGCAAACGAUCCUGUGAUAUGAACAAAAUAUUUCGAUAAGCAACUUCAUGUUUAGUGAACCAACAUCGUUUCAUGCGAAUGCAAAACCAUCUAAAUUGAGUCUAUACUAUUCAUGAAACUUGUAAUUUUCCACAAUAGAAUUUCUUCAAUUUACACAGAACUUCAUAUUGCCUAUUUGUGUAUAAAUAUGUAAUAGACUUAGUAUAACAUGUUUGUUAUAUGUCUGUAUAGUAUAAGAUAUAUGUCAAUGUCCUCUAUACGAUAUUCUUUAAAAAAAUGCACAUUCAGCGACAGUUAACUGAAACUGGUCGUAAGUUCUUUUGUGUGUAUUAAAUUUACUAUUUUUCAAACUGCGUUUGCAAUAAGAUCAAAAUCAUUAUACUUCAAAUAAAUUGCCGAAUUCAAUCGCACAGUAAACAAGUUUAUGCCGACCAAAGAAUGAGUAUUUUUUAAUAUUUUGUUUCAGUUUCAUGAACCUAUGAUUUAUCUAGUGAAUGUGGAGUUGAUCUCAACUUAUAAAAUUUUAACGACCAAUAAUAUUCAAAUCAGAUUUUUCAUAAAUUUUAUUUUUUCUAGUCAGAACCACGAAUGAGAGAAAUUUUUAUAGUCUUGGCCAAUUGCUGAUGAAUACAGUUGAAUAAAAGUUUUUCGCAUUUAA
This is a messenger RNA of Hyalella azteca, 2387 nucleotides long. RefSeq lists its product as uncharacterized. The record is from RefSeq and is a predicted model, not a curated record. Lineage: Eukaryota; Metazoa; Arthropoda; Malacostraca; Amphipoda; Hyalellidae. The transcript has 4 exons. Bases 506 to 1183 code for a protein of 225 amino acids.